AUGGAGGAUAAGAAGAAGAGGAAAGGAGAAGGGGAAUGGAGAAGACGAUGGAGUGUCGGAGUGUGUCGGGGUGAGCAAAAAGGGAACGAAUGGGGCAAUGGUACCGGCAAAGGGCGAAUAUCAAGCGACUGUUGGAGCUUGAUUAGAGUCUUAGUCUUUCUGUGUAUUAACAAGUGCUGUCCCAAUGUUUUGCAAGAUGUUAUUGCGAAGGGCAUGUACCGUACGUUAAAGAAAUGGUGUCCAAACUGACUUUACAAA
Messenger RNA from Chondrus crispus (carragheen), 258 nucleotides. RefSeq lists its product as hypothetical. NCBI's taxonomy places the organism in Eukaryota, Rhodophyta, Florideophyceae, Gigartinales, Gigartinaceae. The coding region runs from base 1 to 249 and encodes 82 amino acids. The record is from RefSeq and is a predicted model, not a curated record. The transcript is spliced from 2 exons.